CUUCCACUGUCUAUCUCGUGUUCUGCGCCUCCUUACAUAGGACCUGUGGAUCUGUGCUACAGCAAACAUAUCAUCCAUCAGGCCUGGAGCAACUUUGUGGUCCUUUCGAGGGCCCUGAGAGGACGACAUACAAUAUAAUAAUACUCGAUUCCCAAACAGCCACCAUACAAACACACACUCUCUCUCCUCUCUCUUUCCACCCCUGACGACAAACAAGGCGAGCACACGAUUUUCGAGUCAUUUCCAAUACGCACAUAGCCUAUUUCGCAGGCGAGGACAACAAACUUCUUUACACACACACAAAGAUGAGUGACACAGAGGAGAGCCUAUCCCUGUCAUCGCCGAGUAGUUCCCGAUCAUCGUCACCAUCCCCAAACGAGACGGUCCUCCAAGGCUUCGAGUGGCACGUUCCAGCCGACAACCAGCACUGGAGGCGGCUAGAGCGCGUCAUUCCCACCCUCGCCCAGCUCGGCGUCAGCUCGCUGUGGAUCCCACCAGCCUGCAAGGGCUUCGGCCCAGACAGCGUCGGCUACGAUAUAUACGAUCUCUACGACCUGGGCGAGUUUGAACAAAAGGGCUGUGUGGCGACCAAGUACGGCACCAAGCAGGAGCUGGCCAGUCUCGCCCAUGCGGCCGAGGCACACGGCGUCGGCGUUGUUUUUGACGUCGUCAUCUCUCACAAGGCCGGGGCUGAUGAGUUUGAGGAUGUGAGGGCUGUGAGGGUGGAAAAUUUUGAUCGCAACGCUGAGAUUGGUGAAUACGAGGCUAUUCAGGCGUGGACCAAGUUCGAGUACAAGGCCCGCAACAAGCAGUAUAGCUCCUUCACCUGGCACAAAGAUCACUUCUCAGGAGUCGACUACGAUGAAAGGACAAAGACUGCGGGGGUGGUCCAUAGAUUCGAAGGCAAGCAGUGGGCGGUAGACGUCGAUUCGGAGCGUGGCAAUUAUGACUACUUAAUGUUCGCCAACAUUGACCUUGCACACCCUGAAGUUCGACGUGAACUCUUCCACUGGGCCGAGUGGCUGCAAGGGCAGCUUCCCAUCCGCGGUCUCCGCCUCGAUGCCAUCAAGCACAUGUCCACGGCGUUCGUCAAAGACUUUGUGAAGCACGCCAAGAAGGUUUGGGGGCAGGAGUGCCUCUUGAUGGGUGAGUACUGGGUGCAGGAAUCCGACUUUCUCGCCAAGUAUGCAGAGGACAUGGAUUGUGAUGUUCAACUAUAUGAUAUCCGCUUGGUUCACAAUUUCAGAGACCUCUCCUGGGACCCAAGUCCUGAUCUUCGGACUGUCUUUGAUGGAACUCUGGCAAAGAUCAGACCGGACCUGAGCGUUACUUUCGUGGUAAACCACGAUACCCAGGAGGGCCAGACUUCCGAGACGCUUGUUGCGCCAUGGUUCAUCCCGUUGGCCUACUCCCUCAUUCUCCUCCACAUAAAGGGCGGCUUACCCGUUGUCUUCUACGGAGACCUCUAUGGCUCCUUUGGACCUUUGGACGAGCGACCUGCCGGUACAUACGAGCCAGCAGAUCACGGCCGCCGGCUCAUACCGAAAAUGAUGCUCGCCCGUCAGUCGUACGCUUAUGGCCCACAAUCCGAAUACUUGGACGAGCCUGACUGCAUCGGCUUUACCCGGCACGGCGACGCUUCUCACUCUGGGCAGGCUGGGCUUGCUGUAUUGAUGACGUGUCGUGACGAGAUGGCGGUGAAGCGGAUGUUUGUCGGCAUGCAUCAUGCCGGCGAGCAGUGGACAGAUCUGCUGGGCGAGGUGCAAGGUUCGGUCGAGAUCGACUCGGACGGUUGGGCUGUAUUUGCCGCCGCGCCUAGGCGUGUUUCCGUCUGGGUUGAUGUUCGUGCGGUUGGUCGAGCUGAGAUUGAUUCCUUCACCUUUACGGUCAAGGCUCUAGUCCGACGGAGUAUCGCCUGCCUUUGA
Molecule: messenger RNA, 1925 nt
Organism: Cryphonectria parasitica EP155
Lineage: Eukaryota; Fungi; Ascomycota; Sordariomycetes; Diaporthales; Cryphonectriaceae
Product: family 13 glycoside hydrolase
Exons: 6
Coding region: 306-1925 (539 amino acids)
Biological process (GO): carbohydrate metabolic process
Molecular function (GO): hydrolase activity, hydrolyzing O-glycosyl compounds; calcium ion binding
Source: RefSeq, a predicted model, not a curated record